AUGUUAUCCCCAAGUUCAGUUGUUGUAGCUGCUGCUUUAGCCUCACUUUUGUUUUCAAAUACCGUUUAUGCAAAUGAAACCGAGAUUGACACCACAUUAGUCUCAACCAUCACAGUCACUGUGACGCUUUACUCCCCAGAAGAAUCCGCAAGUAUGGCUUCUGUUGCUUCCGCCCAAUUAGCAGCACAGUCUGCUUUGGAAGCUUCCAUUGCAUCAGAAGUUUCUAUUGCCUCGGUUGCUUCUGUCGAAUCGGUCGCUUCGGUCGCUUCAGUUGCUUCAGUUGCUGCCGCAAAAUCUGCUGCCGAAGAAUAUUAUACCUCUUUAGCAUCAGUGUCGAGCGCCUCAGUCGCAUCUGCCAAAGCUCAAGCUAAACAAAGCCAAGAUGCUUUAAAGAAUGCAGAUUUAAAAAACACCAGCAUAACUAGCACAACCAUUUCCAACUCAACUUCGCAAAAGCAAUCCACAACGUCAAUGACAUUGUUAUCGUCUCUGGUGCCAUUAAAUUCGUUGGAUGAUUCUUCAUCGAGUAUUGCAUCCAUUGCCACUAACGCUGGUUCAAGCUCGUCAGAAGAUGCAGCAGCUGGUUUCUAUAAUAACCAAUACAUUGGCACAGGUCUUACAGCUGGUUUAAUUGCUUUUGUUGCCGCUUUAGUGUAA
Molecule: messenger RNA, 657 nt
Organism: Lodderomyces elongisporus
Lineage: Eukaryota; Fungi; Ascomycota; Pichiomycetes; Serinales; Debaryomycetaceae
Gene: PGA34
Product: Pga34p
Exons: 1
Coding region: 1-657 (218 amino acids)
Source: RefSeq, a predicted model, not a curated record